UUCCUCGCUCUUUAAUGAGGGACAGCAACAUGCUGGAGGAAGACGUGACUGUUUUUGUUUAGUUUUAGAUUAAUCAAACAGAAUCAUAGAAGAUGGCAACAAUUACAGCUCUUUCAAACGAAUCAAAACUCAGAGCUGAUGAAGAAGAAGAUGCGCAAGCUUCAAAGAUACUGGAGAUUCUUAAUGGGAGAACUGUUGACGCCUCAAAAGUGACAGAAGAGUCUGUGGACAGAGAAGUUUGGUCAAUGGAGAUGGGAGAUGACUCGGUGUUCUACAGCGAUGAUGAGCACGCUCAGUUUGACAAGGAAUCUGCCUACUUAACUGGCUUCAGUGGCAAAAGGUGCAAAAAUCCUGUUAACAGUGUGGCAGACGGUGAAGGCAACCAACAUAAUCCAGCUGAGAAGAAACCUGGAGAUGAAUAAGAAAUUGAACCAGUGCAUCAUCUGGACUGAAGAGGACAAGCAGAAGCUUGAGAUAUUUACUACUAAAAGAAUGCAUGUUUCAGACCCUUGGGAAUCAUCUGCAGAGUCUUAUGUCACUCCUGGAAAGUUUGGGAAAACGUCUGGAGAGUUUGUGCAGAAAAAUAAAGCAACAAAUGCGGACCAAGUUAGAAAAGAGGAAGUGAUGACAGAAGCUGACACCUCAAAUCAACACCUGUUUGACUUACUCAACAAUGACGGAUAUAUAAAGCUGAAUGGAGAUGCAGAAUUUCCUCAAAAACUGUCUGGUGCUGACACCCAGAAAUCAACUGACAUGCAGUCUGCGGGAGAUGUGGAAGCAGAGUUCCUGCAAAACCCCAGCCAAGGUCAUUUGAACCUGCCAGGGCCAACGAAAUCUGACUGCAGCGCCUUCAACCACCUCUCCUCCUCCAAAUACAGCACCGUGUCCUACCGCAGGAUCCGCAGAGGCAACACACGACAGAGGAUAGAGGAGUUUGAGUUCUUGCUGACGAAUAAAAAAUAACCUGCCUUUCAAAUCUAUUAAGAAAAAGAUGACGGGCCAAACACAUGACUACAAGCUUACAAAUGUUCCAGCUCUGAAAUGUAUGUCAGUAGUUUCAGAAAUCCCUGAUGAUAUUCACAAUAUACUUACAUCUGUGACACUCCUAAAUCUAUUUAAUGACAUUAUGUUUGAGAAAUGCCUAACUUUGCUGUUAACUCUACAGGUAUUUAUUGUGGAUAUGUAUGUUAAACUAAUUUGGGGAUUUGAACCAAAUUACCAUUUAUUUGAACCAAAGAGAUGAUUGUACAACAAAAUGCAACUAGAAAAUUCCUGAAGAAAUUUAACUGGGGCCUGCCAAAGUGUGCCCGUCGGUUUGGACCCAGCGUUCUGAUGCUAAGAAUUAGCAUCAAUGCUAAAGAAAGCUGCAAUGUAAUCAAUAGCAUGUGAAGAAUCACAAGAAUGUUAAGUAAGCUGGACAUGCAACAUUCAGUAUGAUAAAGUAAGUGUAUUAGCUAAAAUGAGCAAAUAUGCUAAUAUAAGCAUAAAUACUGUCAG
Molecule: messenger RNA, 1497 nt
Organism: Gambusia affinis (western mosquitofish)
Lineage: Eukaryota; Metazoa; Chordata; Actinopteri; Cyprinodontiformes; Poeciliidae
Product: ermin-like
Exons: 2
Coding region: 415-963 (182 amino acids)
Biological process (GO): actin filament organization; regulation of cell shape
Molecular function (GO): actin filament binding
Source: RefSeq, a predicted model, not a curated record